Messenger RNA from Antechinus flavipes (yellow-footed antechinus), 1934 nucleotides. RefSeq names its product solute carrier family 16 member 13 (gene SLC16A13). The transcript has 4 exons. Gene Ontology annotation, molecular function: monocarboxylic acid transmembrane transporter activity. Gene Ontology annotation, biological process: monocarboxylic acid transport; transmembrane transport. NCBI's taxonomy places the organism in Eukaryota, Metazoa, Chordata, Mammalia, Dasyuromorphia, Dasyuridae. The coding region runs from base 399 to 1703 and encodes 434 amino acids. The record is from RefSeq and is a predicted model, not a curated record.
GCUCCGAAGCCUCACCCUCUCCAGGGACUAAAAAGCCAGACCUCGCUGAACCGGACUUCCUCCCUUGGAGCGGGUUGGAUCCGUCUCCCUUUUCUACUUUAGUGGUUUCGCGCUCUGCUGUGGUGGGGAGUUGAGGGGUGCGGAGUGUUAAGUGGUGGGAGGCUACCGCCUCAGUGUGCACCUAUCCCAAACUUAUUCUUGGCGGGCGGGGGACGAAUAGCUGGAGCUGCCUUCCCUUUCCCCUUUCCUCCCAUCCCCUAGGGUCGCCCCUGUCCUGCUUCCCCCAACUUGUAGACAGCGUGUGGGCUUGCUUUAGCUAGCGUGGGCUUAAAUCAGCCAGGGCGCAACCUUUGGAAUUGUGCGUCCACCCUUUACGCUACCUCCUUGCUGUUUGGGGGAUGGCCUGCUCCGUCGAGCCCCCCGAUGGGGGUUGGGGGUGGAUAGUGGUCCUUUCAGCCUUUUUCCAGUCAGCGCUGGUGUUUGGGGUGCUGCGAUCUUUCGGCGUCUUCUUCUUGGAGUUCGUGUCGGCAUUCAAAGAGCCAGCGAUGCGGGUCUCUUGGAUCACCUCCAUUGGGAUCGCCGUGCAACAGUUUGGGAGCCCCGUGGGCAGUGCCCUGAGUACCCAGUUCGGCCCUCGGCCCGUGGUGAUGACAGGGGGGAUCUUGGCUGCUUUGGGUCUGAUGCUGGCCUCAUUUGCGACCUCCUUGACCCACCUCUACCUUAGCAUCGGCCUGAUCUCUGGUGCUGGCUGGGCCCUGACCUUCACCCCCACCCUGGCCUGCCUCUCCAGAUACUUCUCCAAGCGUCGCUCACUGGCCACAGGAUUAGCACUGACUGGCAUAGGCCUCUCUUCUUUUGUCUUUGCCCCCUUCUUCCAGUGGCUUAUCACCUAUUACGCAUGGCGAGGUGCUCUUCUCUUGGUAGCUGCUCUGUCCUUACACCUUGUGGCCUGUGGGGCCCUCCUUCGGCCUCUCAGACUGGCAGAAGAUCCUAGUGUGGGAGGCCCGGCGGCUCAGUUGGUCUCCCUGCUUCGCCAUGGCCCCUUUCUGUGUUACACUGCUGCCCUGACCCUGAUCAAUGCUGGCUACUUUAUCCCUUAUGUUCACCUUGUGGCACACGCCCAGGAUUUGGGUUGGGAUCCGCUGCAUGCAGCCUUUCUCCUGUCCUUAGUGGCUGUGGCAGACUUGACAGGACGAGUGUUCUCAGGAUGGCUGGGGGAUGUGAGCCCAGGGCCUGUGGUUCAGCUGCUGGCACUGUGGUCUUUUCUGGCAGGGAUGGCAUUGGCCUUGCUCCCUGUAGCACAGCAACCCUUGGUCCUCAUGGUCCUAGCUAUAGCCUAUGGCUUCACUGCGGGGGCCCUGACCCCUGUGGCUUUCUCAGUUCUGCCUGAACUUGUUGGAGUUGGAAAGAUAUACAUCGGCCUAGGACUGGUACAAUUGGUAGAGAGCAUUGGGGGACUGUUGGGGGCACCAUUGUCAGGCUACCUCCGAGAUUUGACAGGAAGCUACACAGCUUCCUUUGUGGUGGCCGGAGGCUUCCUUCUCAGUGGAAGCAUGGUGCUUUGUACCCUUCCUGGUUUCUUCUUCUGCUUCUUCCUACCUUCUGCCUCAGAACAAUAUUCUAUGACAAAAUCACUGGAAGCCAGAGUCUCCCCCAACAGGGCUGAGUAUGAAGAAGGAAGUCCAGAGGUCCAGGAUCCUUAACUUAGAUAAGAUUCCAGCAAUUCCUCAUCUUCAUCUUCUUCACCACAUCCUCCACCCCCUAUCUUAGCUAUUUAUAUCUGUAUCUCUGUGCUUCCUUGGGAGCAAUUGAUAGUAAGGUCUUACCCAAUUUGCUGUGUUUUUAAAGACCUUUUUUUGUUGCUUAUGUUGUAACUCUUCCCUCUCCCAUACCCUCCUGUUGUCUUCAACUCUCUAAAGACCACAUAAAUUCAA